Messenger RNA from Knipowitschia caucasica, 1377 nucleotides. The record is from the annotation of a GenBank genome assembly. NCBI's taxonomy places the organism in Eukaryota, Metazoa, Chordata, Actinopteri, Gobiiformes, Gobiidae.
AUGGACCCUGAAUCCAACACGAUGACGACAGUCCCGGUGUGUCACGUGACCCAUCCACCUGUGUUCAACCUGUUUGGCCGAUUCCUCCCUCCUCCCUCCUCCUAUCUCUCCUUUUCUACUACUACUAAGAUGAAUGGUUCUAUUGAAGCUGGGGACCUUUCAGACGGAAAUAAUACAGUUGUUCACCUGGUUACACCGAUUAUACCAGACAUCUCGGGCAGGUCCAAUAUGACCAUUAUCCAAACGGCAAAUGGGACCCUCAUCGCACAGGACCAGAUGUUCCUGAACACAGUGGCUGCCCAGGCGCUCUCCGGACUGUUCGUCUGCGCUGCUCUGCUCAUAACGUGCCACCAGAUCUACACGCACCUUCGAUCGUACACCGUCCCUAACGAGCAGCGCUAUAUAAUCCGCAUUCUGUUCAUCGUGCCGGUCUACUCCUUCGACUCCUGGCUCAGCCUCCUCUUCAUCAGCAAUGACCAGUACUACGUCUACUUCGACUCUGUGCGGGACUGUUACGAAGCAUUUGUCAUUUACAAUUUCCUGAGCCUGUCCUUCGAAUAUCUGGGAGGAGAGAGUGCGAUCAUGUCGGAGAUUCGAGGGAAGCCCAUCCAGUCCAGCUGCCUUUAUGGCACAUGCUGCCUUACUGGAACGAGUUAUUCCAUUGGCUUUUUACGAUUCUGCAAACAGGCCACCCUUCAGUUCUGCGUGGUCAAACCCAUCAUGGCUGUGAUCACCAUCGUCCUUCAGGCCUUUGGCAAAUACCACGACGGAGAUUUCAACGUUAACGGCGGAUACCUGUACAUCACAAUAAUCUACAACUUCUCCGUCAGCCUGUCCCUCUAUGCGCUGUUUCUCUUUUUCUUUGCCACGAGCGACCUGCUGCGGCCGUACGAACCAGUCCUCAAGUUUCUCACCAUCAAAUCGGUCAUUUUCCUCUCCUUCUGGCAAGGCAUGGUGCUGGCCAUCCUGGAGCGCUGCAGCGUCAUCCCGAAUGCCCUCUUCAUCGACGGGCAGGAGGUGGGAGCGGGGACAGUGGCCGCGGGCUGGCAGAACUUUAUCAUCUGCAUCGAAAUGUUCUUUGCCGCUAUUGCCCUGCGUUAUGCCUUUACAUGCACCGUCUACCAAGAGAAGAAGAACGACGUGCCAGAGAACAACAUCCCUCCUAUGCAGAGUAUUUCCAGUGGGCUGAAGGAGACCAUCAACCCGGGAGACAUGGUCCAGGACGCCAUCCAUAACUUCUCCCCGGCCUACCAGCAGUACACGCAGCAGUCAAUGCAGGAAGUGGUCCCGCCGAGCAACGUGAAGGUCGCCGGGGGCAACAAGAACCCCCGCAAGUCCGACAAAAUCAUGCUGAUCACUUCCGACGACGAGUUCUAG